This is a messenger RNA of Geodia barretti, 3742 nucleotides long. NCBI's taxonomy places the organism in Eukaryota, Metazoa, Porifera, Demospongiae, Tetractinellida, Geodiidae. The record is from the annotation of a GenBank genome assembly.
UAGCCACGCCCACACGCAAAACAAGCUGCUGACCAACAAUGUGCAUCUUCCAAGCUCGGUAGUGGCGCAAUGGAAGACUCGGUUGGUGGGUGCGGGAAGGAAGCAGCUAAAGCCAGGGAUCUUGCAUUCGAUGACUGGUCCGCAUGUCGAGAGGACGGCCUGCAGCUAGACGGAGUUUCUCACAGGGAUUCAUACGCCAUCUCUGAGACGGGGGACACUGCAGGAGCCAUGCCAACCGACUCGGUGGGCGUCUGUGGAACACCGGGCGGAGCGAGGCCUCAGCUGUUCUUGUCGGAAGCACUAAAUGAUACCCACUGGGGGGAAGACGAAGGACCGACGAUGAAUAGGGCCCUACCCUCCAAUGACUGGGCCACAUUUUCUCCGGUCAAUUCAUCCUCCAGUCACCACGCGGUGGCGGACACUCCCGGGAGCUGGAUGCAAACUAUUGCAGAGAGCAGUGAGGACAACCCUGCAAUUACCAGCCAUAAUGAUGUUGUACCUGAUGUCAGUCCGGGCUGGCAGGCCUUUUCGCUCAGAGGUGAACUAGCUGCUACCUCUCUCUCCUCGUGUACUACCUCUACCCCUGCUGGAGAUGGUGGACUCUCAUUAGACACUGCUGAUAGAACAAGAAGCAAUGAACCAUAUCGGAAUCAGCCGCGUGACUCUAACUCUGCAGUUACCACUGAUUCUCUCUGUCGUUCAUGUGUGGCAGUCUUCAGACACUGUUUCACUGGAGGACAGGGGGCCACUAGCGACUGUUACAGAGUUAGGAAAAGAGAAGGAAGAGAGGGAGAGAAGGGGUCACGGCUGGUGGCUGCAGAUUGUGCCAGUGACUGGCAGUGCCUGAGAGACGACAAGUUUGCCAAGUUGCUAUGGAGGUGGUCUCAGACGUCUCUCCAUCACCCUCCUCCCUCCUCCUGCCAGCACAGACUCACCUCCCUCCUCGGGGGAGGCCCCUCCGUCAACGAGUCAGAGGGGGCAGCGGGGGUGGGCUCUGUUGCCCUACCACUGGGGGACGAGGAGAAGUUUGACUGGACUCCUCCAGACAGGAGGAGGAAGUCGGUGUCACCUGAUGUGGUCCCCAACCUCUUCCGACCUCGCAAGGAGAGCCUCGUCGAUGUCGACUUUGACCACGACAGAGCUGCCUCAGGCCUGGCAGUGUUGAGUGAGGUGGAGUUGAAGAGAAUGUGUGACGAGAUGACGUCAAAGUUCUCCAGACUCUCAGCCGAGCUCCUGACCGGUCUCCAGGCCAGGGACAUUCUCGCAGGAGAGAUGGAGGCAAAGAAUAGGUUUGUGUCGGCCUUGCUGCGAGUACAGCAGCUGCGGCUCUCUCAGGACGUGAACGGAGGAUCGGGGCCACAGUGGACCUGGAGCCACAAGAAAAGAGAUGAUGAACCUUCAGCAUCACCAUAUCUGCAGACAGUCAUUCCGUACAAGAUUCCCGGGGGACUGAAAUGGCGAACAGACACUCUAACACUGCUUACUAAAGUCUUGAAGGCAAUAGCUGAAGGCAGUAACACAGUGCCCAAGCUGAUGGCUGAAUAUCUUCAGUCUGAAUCUCAAAAGGGGGGCGUGGUACGCACGGAAAGCAAUACCCAGACGAUGUCGAGCCAGGAGAGCGAGAGUGAGCAACAGUCGAGCCCGCAGGAGGAGCAAGAGGGCGACCAGGAAGAGGAGGAGCCCCGUGUCUCCGAACCAGAAGAGCAACAUGAAGGAAAAGAGACAGUUGAUGAUAACGGAGGAGGCUCCCCGAGCUCCGGAGCGACCGGAGGAGUGGUGCGACCUCGCAGCGGCCGCAUCGUGGAGCCCGCUCCGCCGACCUACGAGGAGGCCCUCACCUUCUUCGUCAAGGACGCGGCGGGCAACGGGAGUAGCUCCGGGACACGCGGACCGCUGGCCGUCACCGAAUCUCCCGCUAACGGCAACACUGGAGCUAACGGCCGGAGCCGACCCAGUCUUUCCGACGACUACGAGAUGGCGGAGAGGCUCCAGCAGGAGGAGAUCCAGCGGUGCGCGGCGCUCCAGUCCCGCGAGAGGAGCGCCAGCCUCUCUGCCACUGGACCGUUCGCAGGAGGACGGCCGAGCAGGAACGAGGGAGGUCGCUGGUCCGUGUCUUCUGCUCCUGGAGACAUCAGAUCCGUCCAUCGGAUCCAGGCCCUCGACCGGAGUCGUUUUUCGCCACGUGGACAGCUGAGGAGUAUUCCUGAGGAUGAAGAGAUGGUUAUUGGCGAUGCUGGCACCCAACGUCGACGCCCACCUCCCGACACGUGUGCCCGGGCCUGCUGCUACUACUCCUGCUUCGGGUUCGCGCUGUUCACAGACCGACUGUCGCCAACCCUGAGGCUGGCCUGGAAAGAGGGGUCGAGACAGGUCAUAAAAACGGCGCUCCCGGUUUUCUCCACCCCGUGGCGCUAUCUCUUUCUCAGCCUUCAACUCAUGGUGGUCGCUGCGUGCAUCAUCCUCUCGUUUGCCUCAACGCCACUCUCCGGGGAGAACAUAGUGCGUAAUGCCUCUCUCGUGGCCUGUCUACUGGCCGUGAUAGUGGAGAGGUUCAUCUCGUGGUGUGGCUGCCUCGGGUCCAAGAAAGGGACGUACAACAGGUUCUCUGAUAUCACACGAAACUUGCUCACGGACGUUUUCCUCUACCCAGCAGUCGUAGCGAGCAUCAUGAACGCUCUGAAUACUCGCAGCUACAACGUCGUGGUAUCACUCUGGGACGAAUCCGUCUACGCCAACAUUUCAGACGCAGGUACGGUACGACGAGACGACGCAAUCAACUUCUCAGUGAACUUACUCAUCGUCUUAUUGUUUGUGCUGGUGGUUCACGUGCUGAGGCUGUGGCACCUGGGGAGCAUCGCAAAGACACUGAUGAGAGAGUUCAAAAAGAAAGUUUCGGGGGCUCGAUCGACUGCACGUGUUUUUCUCAUCCUCUUCUUUGUCCAUGUCCUCAUCUGCUCCAUAGUCCAGAUCUUGUACCUGUUGCUGCUGGGAUACCGCAUGCACAUUGAGACGAGUGAUCCCUCACAGCCUCAGGUCCUGGGAGUCAGCGCGUACCUCUUAGUGAUGAUGAUAUCGGGGGAGCUCCUGCCGUUAGUGGGCAUCUUCAUGUACUUCAUAAGUGCCCAAAAGUGGGCCGAAGAGUUUCCUAUUGCUUUUUUCCUCGACCGCAUCCCCUCGGCACAGUCCCUGUCUCUGGACAUUUCCCACGAGCGCGUGGAGCACAAGUUCAAACGGCUGCACGAAUCCAACAUGCAGUGUUCGGGCUGCAUCUUUGGCCUCAUCCACCCACUGGUCAGUCCACUCCAGAUGAUACUCAACAUCUCCUUCCUUGGACUGUGGGUUCUAUUUGCCUUCACCUACCCCGUAACCUCCGUGAGCCGCUCGAGUCUCGACUUGUUCCUGAGCGAUUUCUCGCACGAUAUCUUCGGUGUUGUUGCAACUGCCGUCGUGUACGGACUGGUUGUUAUUCUCUCGUUCCUUACAAAUCUGCUGCCCCUCAUCUACGGGUUUCUGGGGCUGGCUAUGCUGCCGUUCUGGAUACUCUUUUACAUCAUUGUCGGCUGUUCAUCACUGUGUAGCAAAAAGUCUUGACCACACACACACAUAUACUUUUUCACAUGGUCACUUAUUUUAUGCCACAUGCACAGUUGUGUUCCUUGUCUUGAAGUUUUGUUGUGUUUACUUGUAUUCCCCUUAGCGGUUUACGUGUGUACUUUCUCACAUGAUUGUAUGAGUUGCGUUG